Suncus etruscus (white-toothed pygmy shrew) is the source of this 2394-nucleotide messenger RNA. RefSeq names its product adhesion G protein-coupled receptor G7 (gene ADGRG7). The transcript has 17 exons. NCBI's taxonomy places the organism in Eukaryota, Metazoa, Chordata, Mammalia, Eulipotyphla, Soricidae. The coding region runs from base 1 to 2394 and encodes 797 amino acids. Gene Ontology annotation, molecular function: G protein-coupled receptor activity. The record is from RefSeq and is a predicted model, not a curated record. Gene Ontology annotation, biological process: cell surface receptor signaling pathway; G protein-coupled receptor signaling pathway. Gene Ontology annotation, cellular component: membrane.
AUGGCUUCCUACAGCAGAAGUGACCCAAAGCUACUGGUGGUGAUUGUGUGUGGACUGCUGACCAGUGUUGUUUUGGGACUGGCAAUUUGGAGGACUGUCAUCAGGAUCCAGAGAGGGAAAAUUUCCCCACCAUCAAACAUUCCUAUAGAAUUUUGCAGGAAUGGUGGAAAAUGGAAAAAUGGUAGAUGUGUUUGUCCAGAAGAUUGGAAAGGAUUAAGAUGUACAAUUGUUAAUUUCUGUGAACCUGAAUCCAUUAAAGGAUUUCCUUUUGGAAGAAUUCCAGUGGGGACAUAUGGUUCUUCCUCUAAAACAUGCGGAAAAGACACUCCAAAUGCUGGUAAACCAAUGGCAACUGCAUUUUGCUUGCGUGGAGAAGAUGGGAGCUUAACACUGAAAAACCUGACAGUUGGAAAGUGCAAUGAAACUCUGAAAGACUUGGAGGAGCAGAUUGUCCAUAUCUCAACAAGUUCUAAUAACAUUUCAAAAGAUGCACAGAUUUUAACAUAUGAUGCCAGUAGUUUAACUGCUGAAAAUAUCUCUGCUGCUGCUAAUGUGGUUGGACAGAUCUUCAACUCAUCCAGAAAUGCAACAACUGAGGCAAAAGAAAUUGCUGUAACAACAGUGAGCCAACUUCUAGAUGCCAAUGAAGAAGUUUUUAGAAAGGCUGCCACUGAUGAUGAAGAUACCUUAACAAAAUUGAUAGAACAAAUAGAAAUGUAUUCCAUGUCUUUGGAUAAUGGCUCAGUGGUGCAACCUAAUGUAGUGGUACAAAGUGCUACUUUCUCUACAGAAAUGAAUGAAUAUUUGACCAAUGUUCUCUUCUCUGUACAGAAAGGAUCUAGUAGCACUCUUCUUUCUAGCCUCACUUCUGUCACAAAUGUGAACACCCUUAAUCCAAAUACACACACUGAACUUCAGGUUUUGCUCCAUUCCACAAAAGAUAAACUCAAAGAAUGUGGUUUUGUAGUAUAUCAGAACAGCAAGCUUUUUCAAUCCAAAAGAUUCACAGCACAGUCAACUUUCAGUCAAAGAAUUGUCUCAAGCAAAGCUAAUACAAAUAACAUGGAUUCAAAUAUUAGUGUCGAAAUGGUCUUUAAUCCAGAGUAUGACACAUCUGAAUUCCAACUCAAUUCCUAUGCCUGUGUCUUUUGGAAUUACAAGCAAAAGGAUUGGGACACAUUUGGAUGUGAAAAAGUACAGAAUAGUAAGGUUUCUGGUGGUGAUGGAUUCCUGCAGUGCCGUUGUAGUCACACAACUAAUUUUGCUAUAUUAAUGAGUUUCAAAAAGAACUAUAAAUACCUCAAAUCACUGGACACAUUAUCCACAGUUGGAUGUUGGCUCUCUAUUUGUGGUCUGGCUUUAACAAUUAUAUUUCAGAUUGUCACCAGGAAAGGCAGAAAAACCUCAGUAACAUGGGUGUUGGUCUCUCUGUGCACAUCAAUGUUGAUUUUCAACCUCCUCUUUCUGUUUGGAAUUAAAAACUCCAAUAAAGAUUUGAAAUCAAAUAAUAAUAGCAGAAGUGAAUCUCUGAUGACAGGCAACGAAGUGCCUUCCCAAGAGGUUCUUGACCCCCCUAGUAAUCCCACAUGCACUGUGAUUGCUGCCUUCUUGCACUAUUUUCUAUUAGUGACUUUCACCUGGAAUGGACUCAGUGCUGCACAACUCUAUUUCCUUCUAAUUAGGACUAUGAAGCCUCUUCCUCAACGUUUUAUUCUUUACAUAUCUUUAAUUGGAUGGGGCGCCCCAGCAGUAGUGGUGGCUUUAACAGUGGGAAUUGUUUAUGCUAAGAAUGAAGAAUAUUGGGAGUCAAAAUAUAGGCAAGAGGAAAUCUGCUGGCUGGCCACCUCAAAGGAUGAUAUAAAAAACAGUCCAUUGUUGUGGUCAUUAAUCAUACCUGUGACGAUUAUUCUUAUCAACAACGUGGUUAUAUUCAUUAUCAUCACAGUCAAAGUUUUGUGGAAAGAUAGUCAUAAACUGACGAGCACAAAAAAGGUAUCAUCCCUAAAGAAGAUUCUCAGUACUUUAAGUAUUGGAGUCAUUUUUGGAAUUACCUGGAUUUUGUCAUACUUUAUGCUAAUUGAUAAUGAGAACAUCAGGAUCAUCUUCAGCUAUUUGUUCUGUCUUUUCAACACUACUCAGGGUGUACAAAUUUUUAUCCUCUACACUGUCAGAACAAAAAUCUUCCAGAGUCAAGUUUCCAAAAUGUUUCAGUCACUAUCAUCAUCUUCUAAGAACAUGCGGCCCUCCACGAGUCCACUAAGGUUUCGUGUAAGAAUGUACAAUAUGCUCAGGGUAUUUCCAGCCAUACAUGAGCGAUUUACAUUGCUGAACCCAUCUGAAGAUAUUGAGGAAACAACACUUACUGAGAGUAUAUCUGAAAUGCCAAGAACUUAA